AUGUCGAAUGAUUCGCCAGCUCCGCCUUGGACGAUUCAAGUUUUCAACCAAGACGACACAGUAAGACUUGAUUUGCGACUAGAAGAAGACUUCAUGUCUCGUAAUAAAACCCAGCCAAGAUGUGCGGAUAGAAACCAAAAAAAUUGUGUUUACAAGAUAGAAUCUAUUGCGUGUCUUUCAAAGGACGCAGAGGACAAGCGAGUUACCAUAUAUGAUGUUGUUGCCUCAGCGGAUAUAAUAUGCAUUGCAUUAUCAACUGUGAUCUACGUGUUUAAUGUGGCAGGGAAGGAAAACACUAUCUUCAUUGCUCUUGAGCAUACGCCUCAAUGCAUAACUUUGAGUCACGAUUCAAAAUUCCUGGCAGUAGUAGACAUUAUGUGCGACGUUACUAUCUAUCAUGUCCAAACACAGAAAAUUUUAGUCGGCCCAUAUGCUGUCGUAGACAAGAAUAACAGCUGUCUAUGCAAGGCCGUACAGUUCACAAAUGCCACAAGCAAUUCUUCUCGCGAAGAUUUAGUAAUCAUAUGGAGUGAUAUGAAGAUGAGUGUAUUAUCUAAUAUAGAUACAAGUAGGACACAAGAAAAAGAUUGGAAUAACAAUAUACCUUAUCAAACGCCAGUUGUUGUUAAUAUUGGAUUGCGCGACCAUGGGCUAGAUGGAGAUCUUUUGGCUAGUGAUGUAACGUUAUGGAAUAAUAAGAACAGCCAAAAUAUGACAAUAGCAACUCAAGAUAAAGACGGGAAAAGUUCGGCAAUAUCGGUCUGGCAUUGCGAAUCAUUGUCUGCGACAUCUUCGCCAAGCGUGAAUCUGACAGACGUCGUCGCAGGGAUGUUUGAAUCCAUUUCAAUUACAAAAGUUUGUCUCACACACGAUAACAGAGUACUUGUUACUCUUGACUCACAAGGCAGUAUUUAUAUAUGGGAUAUGCGAAGUUUAAUUCUACUUGAUUACUAUCCCAAUGUCAAUAUCUUUGAUUUUAUCUUGAUGUCAUCACCCGCAAAAACUUCGGAUGCUAUUUACAUUCUGGCCUUGUCUAAUACUAAUGAAAGUGCUGCAUCACGAUCAAUACAAGUAAUCAAACUGCCAGGAUUUGUAAUCAUAAAUAGUGUUAAAGUUUCAAUCGAUUGUUGGCUAGUUCGGCCCGAAAACAAGAAUAGCAUAGACGCCGUCUAUUUUAUCGAAAGACGGCAAACUGGUCUUGUAGCCCAAGCUGUCUCAGAAACCAUUCCGCUAAAGCGAUUUGAACAAUUAAUAAGCAAACGAAAAUAUGCCGAUGCUAUUCGAUUUGCUAAACAGUUUGAUUUGGACGUAGAGGUCGUUCUCAAGGCAAAAUUUAGUAACAUGCUUACUAACACGUCCGAAGACCUGUUCGAAGUGUAUUAUGACACAACGAACGAUCUCGCCGAAUCAUUAAUAAAAGAUUUAUCCCAAAUAAAAGACGAUACAUUCCGUAUCAACUUCUGCCUCCAAGCAAUCCUUCCAACACAGUCGUCUACAUACAAGCUACUGUGCUACGCUCGCUUACUCAUUCAGUCUUCACCAUCAAGUAACUGCAUUCAUACGACAGUGGUCCAUCAAGCCAUACAACGACUCGGGACUUGGCAAAUGUUAAAUGAUCACUGCGAAAGUCUUUCUGGUGAGAAUGCUUGUUUUAAUGGCAAGGAAUGGCAGAAGUUCCGCGUGUGUGAUCUAGGCUUGGAGAUGAGACGAUUAAUUGGUAUGGGGAACAUUAAACUUGCAAGUGUUGUAUGGCGGAGGCAUUGUAUUGAUGAAGAUUUAGUGAGCGUGAUCGAAGAUAUCCUGAAUGAAAUGCCAGAAAAUAUUAGUAUUGGAGAGUUUGUUCCGUGGUUACGAGAUGAUUUAUUGCCACGAAUACAGAAUUCCGAAAAGAGAGUCAAAGUGAUUUCGUGGGUUGAACAUCGGGCUCGUAUGAUUGAGCUUCGAGAGCAAGAUCCUCAUAAUGCAUUGGAAAUUAUGAGACUAAUUGAUGCUGGCGGUACGGAUGACGUGCAUUUUAAAAACACUUCAAGGACGUUCGCGUCAACAACGCCAGCUUGUUAUGUGGAUUCUAUUGUCAAUCUUCCACAAUUUGCACCGCAGAGAGGUGGGAUCGAGAGUGCGAAUGCGAAAUUAAGACAACAGUUGGAAGAUCUGGUUUAUCUAUGGGAUACACAUAAUUUCAGGCUAUCGUUAAAGGAAUACUGCCAUGAGACACCAAACUCUAUUGCCAUUGCAUUGCUGGAUUGCGUCGCUGCAUCUGAGCUCUUACAAGAUGCCGUAGCUCGUCAUUUCAUACCGUAUGUGGAAAAAUGUGGAUUACCGUACGAUGAUCUACUAGUAGACUAUUGUUUGGACUACAUGGAUGGUGCAGCUGGAUCGGGCACGGCUACACUAUCUAAUGCAUUGCUUGAAAAUUCGUCUUUGGUAGCAUUAUGGGAAUCGCGGAUUCUGAUUCUUGUCGAUUGUAUCCGUAACGUUGAUUCCCGCGUCGAUGUUCUUAUCGAGUUUAUGCGUCGAACUGCUGUACCGUGGAGCGAUGGGUUAGAGGCGCUCAUUAAAAAAUGUUCGACUGAACAGAAUCUCCGUCGUAGAGAAGAAUUUCAGGAGCAAUAUCGGUUGCUGCAAAUGAGGAAGAUGUUACUACGUUAUGGAAUAAAAAAUUUCAACAUAUCAGAUAGUACGAUGGUGAAAGGAUUGCUAUCUUAUGUUCUGGAACGUACAGAUGUUGACUCUGUAUUAGAAGACUCGCUGAUGAUCGUAGAUACAUAUCCGCACUUGAGCAAGCUAGAAGUAUAUGUUCUCAGAAUGCAAACGCUCUGUAUGACGGGGAAUGUUGAAAAAGUAAAGGACUUGCUGGAAAAACUUACAGAGAUUGAAUCAACUGAGCAUAAGGACGAGCUGUCCAAUGUAAUCUAUUGUGUCUGUCAGCAGGUUUUGGCUUGGUUAGUCGAGAUAAUUAAUGACGUUGCAAUAGCUACAGAUGAAGAACUUGGAGUGAAAUAUUCCUGGGCAAUCAAUACUGCAAUUGAGAUUACGCACUACAUUCUCAAUAAUACAGAAAACCAACAAUCAUGUACACAAUUAUAUCUGGCUACUCCAGAGCUUCUAAAAGAAUUAUCCAGUUUGAAAACAUUGUACCAGAAGUUUGAUAUUAUUAUAUCACUUGACGAAUAUCGAGAUGAAAACGUCAAGAGAGACACAGUAAGAAGAUUUGUUGAAGGUCGUGAGGAUGCAAAGAUGGAUGAAAAUACUAUGAAUAUUGAUUCUGAAUCAAAGUUUCGUAAUACUCUAAGGUUGCACGCUACUGUUUACGCGCUAACCGACGUGUUGGGCAUGGACCGCGUUGAACCGAAAGGUCUUAUGGCUGAAGAAGCAAUCUUGCGAGGCGACUUUCAAACUGCAUUUACGCUUUGCAAAGAAUUAUGUGAAAAAUCUCCUGGUCCUUGUACCGCACAGGUCUUGAUCAAAAUUGCAUUACUGAUUUCGAAGUAUAUAUCUCAGCAGCCUGAAGAAGUAUAUAGAGUCGACAAUGAUAAUAAGCGUUUGACGACAAAGAUUUUACAGCUCUGUCAAAACGCGGUUAUAAUGUGCAAGGAUACAGAUAUUUCUGAAUAUCUCGACGUGUUCAAAAAAUGUGAAUUGCAAGACGCGUUAUUUGCUCAGAGUGAACUCGGAGAUUAUAGAUCUGCCCUCAACAAAGGAGAGUCUUUCAGCAUGACGAUAAUGAAUUCAGCAGGUUCCUCAACGCGCGCUCAAGAACUUACUAUAUCCGAUGAAGAAUUUGGAGAUAUGGCAAUAGAUGAUAUUGAUACUUAUGCAAAGUCGCUGUUUGAGGAUCAUUAUCAUGAAGUAGGUCUUGUUUUGAGGAGUCAAGAGUGUAUGAAACUUGCCACUUCCUUCACAAUUGAGUGUUAUAAUCACAAACAGGCUCAGUACAUUGACACAAAUAAUAAGCCCUCUAAAAUGGCCUCGAAACAGUCAGCAAACGAUGGAAAUUCAUUGACAUCAACUGCACUGCGAUUGAUGGAAUAUCUUCGUCAGAAUAGCAGUUUACAAAUCGCCCUUUACUUGUACCAGCUGUUUAAAGAACAAAUACUACAUGUGAAUCCAGAUAACUGGCAGAAUACUGAAGCAGAAGAAUUUGAUACCCAGAUGCAUUGGGAACUGUUGGAAGCGUGUGUUCAAAAGGUUUUAACGUCAAGACGUAUUGAUCAUUGGCUUGGUCUUGGAUAUAUGGUCUCUUUACCAAUGGAUAAAGCGUAUGAUACGUUUCGGGAUGGUCUGGCGACAGUAGGUUCAGAUUACAAUCGCCUCAUAAAACUAGCUGGUGUUGGAAUGGGAUGUGCCACAUUAUGGAGGCAGCGAACUCUAUUCAAUGAUUGCAAACAGCUUGGGGCUAAUGGCCGAUGGUGGCACCAGUUGCGACUUCUUGAGAUUCCUUUUGAUGAUGGGCAAUUCAGACAAUCGAAAGACGGAGACUACCAGCGCAAAUUAAUACCGGCUCUCCUAAAGAAGACAAAUUUUGAUAUUAUUACUGUGUUGGAGUUUGCGCGGGAAUAUAACAUUGAAGACGACUAUGCUCUCCUUCAUUGUGUCAAGAUGCUUCUAUUUUCAGAAGUAGACAAUUACCAGAAUCGUAUUGCAGGCAUCAUUGAUGAUAUUAUCGGCAAAGACAAAUUGUCUACCAUGUUAAUGGAUACUUGUUUGACGCGCAUAUCGCCUUAUGAUUACGAAAGGAUUCAUUUUCUGUUAAAACAAGUAACAAUGCUGCAACUGAAUAAUGAAAAUGCGAUUAGAAGUUUUGAAAUUAUCGAAACGUUGAUGAACUACUCGCGCAAUCGCCCUCCAUCACUCGAAGAACUUGCAGAAGCGAAGAAAGUUGUAAAGGGUGUCGAAGUACCUGUCGGUGUAGAGGAAAUCGACGUUGUUCGACAGAAAUUUCCGGGAUGCCUUCAUCGCUUACCGUUUCACCAGAUCCGCAGUGAUCCAUGGACGGUGUUAAAGCAGGAACUUACGGAAGAGUCGAUAUCUAAGCUAUGGCCAUUAACGUCUUUAUUAGGGAUUCGUGCGGACAAAUUUCUCGGUGCAGCUAUCGAAAAUUUGAUCGCUCGGCUGACUGCAGACAAGCAAAACCAGGGAGGCGAUUUCAGGACUACUAUAAAAUUCAAUGACUUCAAAGGAUUGGUCCAGAAGAUGCAGGAUAAUGAAGUGGCCCUUACUUAUCUUAAGUAUAUUGCUGAUACUUUCCCGUGUGGUCCAGAUAGAAUUCAGGCCUUGCAGACGGGAGUUUACCGGGGAGAAUAUUGGUAUCAGAGUCUCGUAGCGAAGAAGGACGAGGGAAAAGAGGCGCUCGAACGCGUGUCUAUUGGUCUUUCGAAGUUGAAAACUUCUUUGAUGACAACGGAGACAGAGUACCAGUUGAGAUCUGCGGGACUGAAAGAAUUUUUGGAUUUCACCAAUCGACCCACAGAGUGUAUCUUUCAAUUAUAUUUCCGGAUGGGCGAAGAAGCGCUUCGAAGUAGAGACUCAAUCGAUAUACACUCAAUUGCAAAGGAGAUUGCAAUGAGGAAUAAGUUGGAUAUAAACAAAAUACGCGAAUAUCUCUUUACGACCUGGAUUGGUCAGGAACAAGAUUUGGAACCUGAUAUAAAAGAAAUCACACUACCAUCUAUGAGAAUGCAGGCGAAUCAUGGAUUAUAUGCUAAAGCAGAGACAUCAAUUCAGAAGAAACUCCUGUAUUUACUUAGUUGCGAUGAUAUCGAGACAAACGUGAAUAAACUAUUGAAAUAUGCAUAUCAGCAACGGGCAUCUCCAAAAGUGACGACUCUGAGUAGAAUAAGAGCUUUAUCCAUUCUCUUCCAAAUUGCUGGUGCAGACGAGAUAUCGCGUAUUCAUGAUUAUCAGGAUGCAAAACAACACAUGCAGAUGUUGUUAUAUCUUAUUGAUUUUGAAGAGUUGCGCAUAUCACAAACGCCAAAGGAAUUCAUGAACAGUAAUAAAGAAGCACUUGCGCGGUCACUUUGGGUUAAGUAUAGUAAUGAACCGAAGGUGGUUCAAUUGAUAUGUAACAUAUGUCUCGACUAUAAAGUCUACGAUCUAACUUUGUGGGAAAACUCUUUGAAACAAUUAUCCAAAUACGGGAAGCAUGAAUAUUUGAUGGGAAUACUUGAACGCACUAACACGAUACCAGAGUUGGCUCUACGAUUCGACUCGACUCAACUUGAUUGUAAAGUCUCCACCUUCUAG
Messenger RNA from Paraglomus brasilianum, 6246 nucleotides. Lineage: Eukaryota; Fungi; Glomeromycota; Glomeromycetes; Paraglomerales; Paraglomeraceae. The record is from the annotation of a GenBank genome assembly.